This is a messenger RNA of Hemiscyllium ocellatum (epaulette shark), 3185 nucleotides long. Its product is annotated as tumor necrosis factor receptor superfamily member 14-like. Gene Ontology annotation, cellular component: external side of plasma membrane; membrane. Gene Ontology annotation, molecular function: protein binding; transmembrane signaling receptor activity. The transcript is spliced from 14 exons. Bases 748 to 1773 code for a protein of 341 amino acids. The record is from RefSeq and is a predicted model, not a curated record. Lineage: Eukaryota; Metazoa; Chordata; Chondrichthyes; Orectolobiformes; Hemiscylliidae. Gene Ontology annotation, biological process: positive regulation of peptidyl-tyrosine phosphorylation; positive regulation of T cell migration; signal transduction.
GGGGAUGGAAACUUAUUAAAAGACAAAGCAGUGAGGAAACACCCACUGAACACGUUUAAGAUUUUGUUUUAAACACCCAUUUCACGUACCCCCUCUCCCCUCCGCAACUGGGAGGCUGGGAGAGCAAGGCUACUUUUUGUAAAUAGCAGGAAUUUCCAAUGAUUAAGCUUUAAUCCGCGGUGAAAGGCGUGUCCUUUGACUGAAGGCGGAAACGAAAGUGAAAGGUUCUUCUGAUCCUUGACGUGGAUCGAAGUCGGUCGGUUGCGGAUCUGAGGUGGUUUAAAUCGCAGUUUGUUGAGGGGGUUACCGGCCCCUCGGGGGGGGGUCUCCAUGUCUCCGAAACUGGAUUUUUUUUAAUUGAAGAACUGGCCACGAUUAGACAUAAAGUUAUUAUAUUUUGUAAAGUAUUACUGCUUUACGCUUAGAAGAAAGGACUGCUAACAGAGAAUUCUGUUUGAAAAUUAUACAAGCAUAUCAAAACUCCUGAUUUGAACAGGGGAAGGUGUGAAUCAGGUUCCAGCAGUUGCUCCUAAACCAAGGAUUAACAAUUGAGGAAGCCAAGGAUGGUCAUGUCGGAAAGGGAGUGGUUGGAUGAAUUGAAAUGGGCCGUAACUGGAAGGUCCAGUCAGCUCCUGUGGACCCAACUAUGAUGCUCGGUGGGCCAUUUACGUUCGGUCUCCCUGAUGUAGAGAAGACCACAUUGGGAACACCUGAUGCAGUAAACUAGGUUGGAAGACAGCUAUCGAGAUGGUUCACGUUCCAAUCAGUGCAGAAAAGCUGAAUAUACCAGCUGCAAUCCCACUUGGAACAAUACUGCUUGGUUGUCUCUUGGGAUGGAUAUCAAGUUAUUGUGAAGAAGGUACAAAGUUUUAUUCAGGUUCUGGAAGAAAAGUAAAGAUUUUGUUCAUCAUCUUACUGAUGUUUCGACCACACCUUGUGAUCUCUUGUGGUGUAAGUGAGUAUGAUCACGAAGGUCACUGCUGUUCCAUGUGUUCACCAGGCUCCAUUGUACUAAAACAUUGCACUGAAUUAUUUGGUACAACAUGCAAGCCGUGUACAGCCGGAGAAUUUAUGGAACAUCCUAAUGGGUUAGACAAAUGCUUCAAAUGUAAACCUUGUGACCCAGAGUUGGGGUUUGAAGUUAAACACCCGUGCAUCUAUACACGGAAUACAGAAUGUAAGCCCAAAAAUGGGUAUUACUGCAGAGAGAGAAACUGUCCGAUGGCAUUCGAGCACAAAACAUGCCCUCCAGGUGAAGGAGUGAAAGAAAAAGGCACACAGUUCAAAGAUACUGUGUGUGAGGCCUGCCCCGAAGGAACAUAUUCUAGUAAUGAUUCAUCAACUGAACCAUGUGUGGAAUGGACUCAAUGUGUAAAGCACAAACAGAAGCAGGUCAGACAAGGAACCUCCACGAGUGACGCAGAGUGUGAAGAGGAGAGUAAUCUGCUCACUAUUAUACUUCCGCUAGUUUCCGUGAUUUUGGUUGUGCUCUUUGGAGGGUUUUCGUAUUUUAUAUGCAGGAGAAAGAAAAUGUGUGCCUCAGAUCCCAACAGAUUAUCCGAUCACAAGGAACACCGUUCCAUACCAGAAAGUGUAGGUCUUGUCAAGAGUCAAGCUGCAACAUCAGACAAUGACCAACCAGACAGAACAUUGUCUCUAUCCUCAGGUAAAGAAGAAUGCAAUAGCAGUCCUUGUGAUUCAGGAAUAGGGAGUCAAAAUUCAGCAGAUAAUAAUUCACCACAUGUCCAAGACAUUACAGAUACCCAGAAAUAGACAGUUGUUUUCGCAAUUCUUGGUUUGACUCAUCUAUGCACCUUACUUGUCAGGUUCAAAAUUGUUUUUCUACAGUCAGUAUAAGAGGACAGAAGGGCAAUGUCAAAAUAAAUUAACAUGAAAAUACAGCAAAAUUAACUCUCUCCUAAUUGAUACAACUUGACAGACAUUCUUUGAUAUAAUUAAAUCGAUCAAUGUUUUUAGGUUGAUUUGUGGGACAUGGAGGUCACUGGCUGACCAGCAAUUAUUGCCCAUCCACAGCUGUCUUUGUAAAUGUGAAAGUGAGCUGCCUUUUUGAACCACUACAGCCCCCUGCUAUGGAUUGACCCACAAUAACAUGAGAGAGGGAGUUCCAGGAUUUUGACCCAGUGACAGUGAAGGAACAAUGAUAUAUAUCUAAGUCAGGAUGGUGAGUGGCUUUAAGGGGAACUUGAAAGUGAUUGUGUUCCCAGGAAUCUGCUGCCCUUGGCCUUCUAGAUGGAAGAGGUACAAUGAUAAAAGAUAUGUGCUGCACCUUGAAACUAUGGACUCAUGAAAUCUGAACUACUUCAAGGCAGAAAGAUUGUUUACAAAAUAUAGUAGACGUAACUUGUUUUAACAUUUCAAAUAUUCAACAUUUUAGACCUUUGUGUGAUUCGAGUUCUACCCGUGAAGCAUAACCAGCCCUGAACCAUAAUUCAAAUCCAACACGUGAAACAGCUUGAACACUAUCGUCCUGAAUGAGAAAUGCAGACCAUUUGAUCAGAGGGAAAACAAUGGGCUGUUAGUUGGUGGUUGUUAUUUCUGUAAAAUGUAAUUGUUGAACAUUUGAAGACUGUCAAUUUUAUCCUUUCCUUCAUCACCUUAAUGCCUUUCAGUGGAAGGUCUGGAAUGUAAAGAUGAAUUGACAUAAAACUCAUAUCUGGUGUCAAACAUAUGGGAACACAUUCAGAUUCAGUACAUUUGGAGUCUUGAGCAUCUGCCAGCUCGACUUGAAUCCGUUGUCAACAAAUUCUGAAAGAUCAGAGCAGAGGAUGGACAAGCUACCUUUCAUCAGUGGGUAAAAGUCUGCCCUCAGAAUCUGAAGAUUACAAGGACUUGUCAACCCCAGCAUCUUGCAGGUCAGGAGGCAAACUUGAAUUUCUUUUGAAAAAUUAACCAUACAUUAAUAAUAUGUAUUAAUAGAUAAAGUUAUAAUGAAUAAUAAGAGAGCUACUCACUUUGUAAGGACCACAUCUUUUUAUUGCCUGUAUUUUUGGAAUGUGGCCUGCUUUAAAGGAAGGAUAUUGUGCAAAGAAGGCUACAGUGUUGUAAAUCAUGUCUACUGUAAUACAUUUUGUACAACUCAUUGUUUCAGGAAUAUAUAUUGUGAGUAGAAGCAGACACCACGGAGUUGAUGGUUUCUGAAUUAAAGGAAAGCUGCUUGACAAAAA